Molecule: messenger RNA, 1920 nt
Organism: Bacidia gigantensis
Lineage: Eukaryota; Fungi; Ascomycota; Lecanoromycetes; Lecanorales; Ramalinaceae
Exons: 2
Coding region: 1-1920 (639 amino acids)
Molecular function (GO): protein binding
Source: RefSeq, a predicted model, not a curated record
AUGGCUGAAGCUAUUGGAGCCGCUGCUGCAUUGGUCAGCGUUGUCGGAUUCUCCGCACAAGUCUUUGACGGGUGCGUGAAAGGAUUUGUUCUCCUCUCAUCUGCACGUAACCUGGACCGAGAUGCAGAGACGCUGGUCUCAAAACUCGAUUGGGAGCAAUAUCGGCUCGAGCAGUGGGCCGAAGGGGUUGGUCUGCAUGAUCCCGCUAGUCGGGUGGAUGCUUUGGUUGAUUGGGAUCUGGCGGCGAAGACUCUGCAACAGCUUGACAAAUUAUGUAAUGAUACAGCAUCGCUCAAAUCUAAGUAUGGUUUGAUUCUGGAGGAGGAGCCUGCGGACAUGAAGGUACAGAAACCAGCCAACAAGCCGAGCAAGGAAGCCUCGAGAUUCAAAAGACUCUUUGCUCAAUCGGAAUCACGCUUGGAUAUAGCUGGUCGAGUCAUACAGGCAAAGAAUAGCCCUGGUAGAAGGUUGUGGUGGGCCUCAGUGGACAAAGACAACUUCAAUUGUUUGAUAGCCGAUAUCUCGUUUUUCGUGCAACGACUUCAUGACUCUCUUAAUGCUUCUGUGCAGACCGAGAUGCGAAACUCGAUCAAGGAAUUCUUACGAGAGGCGACUUACCGCUAUGAAAGCGUUCCAGAUCUCGAUUACCUUAGAGAAUUGGCUGCAGACCUACGUAAAGGGAGAAGUAGCAAUUCCCAAGACGCCGACGAGAUCGAGGAGCAGAUAGACUUAAGAUUCAGGAACCUGCUCUUUAGUUCUAUAAGUCACGGUAAAGAGGACGAAGUCAGGAACUUACUCGACAAGGGUAUGGAUGCGGACAUGGAAAAUCAUUGCGGAUGGUCGACGCUCAUAUGUGCUGCUGAUGCAAAACAAGUAGCUAUAUCGGAACUCCUACUCAAAAGAGGCGGCGAUCCAUGCCAUGAAACGAUUGGAGGCAGGAGACCUCUGCAUUUUGCCGCGGAAAACGGCACUUUGGAAAUAGUAAAUUUAUUGCUAGAAUGCCCGUCGAUAGACUUGAAUUACCAAGACCAUCACGGCGAGACAGCUUUCUUCAAGGCAGCGUCUCAUGGGCAUGACAGUGUUGUCGAAGAGUUUCUCAAAUUGGAUUGCAUAGACAUUAAUGCAGCAACAACCGACGGGUUUACUCCACUUCUACAAGCAAAUUUUGGGAAUUACAAAAGAAUUGUUCAGCUCUUACUCGCACGACCAGAACUUGACGUCAAUCGUGCCGAAAACUUGUACCAUCAGACGCCUCUGUGGAUGGCCGCUACAGAAAAUACUGACAUUCUGAUUGAACAUCUGAAGCGUAAAGAUAUAGAUAUCAAUGCUCGCGGCCGGUUCGGAGAGACACCUCUAUGCAGAUGCGCAAGGACGUCAUAUAACGAAUCAAUGCAAGUACUCCUCAAGGCGAAUGCGGACGUGAAUCUCAUAGAUGAGGAUUCUUGCAGCCCGCUCAUGUCUGCAGCAAAGGCAUCAAACGAGCAUGGUGUUGAAUUGUUAUUGAAACAGAGUGGUAUUGAAUGGGACAAGCAAACUCCAAAAGGGCAUGAUGCCUUGUUCUUAGCCAGUGAAGCUGGGCAUACGAAAUGCGUGAGAUCGCUGCUCACCAAAAUAAAGUCUGUAGACAACAAGGACAGACUUGGACGGACGGCCCUAGCAGCUGCAGCUUCGAAUGGUCAUAAGAUUCCCGUGAAAAUGUUGCUUAAGGCGAAAGCCGACAUCAACACGCAAGACGGUAAAGGGAACACACCUUUGGCUCUAGCAGCUGAAGGAAAUCACGAGAGCGUUGUACGCCUUCUGCUUGAGAGCGGCGCCGACCGCGAAGUUGCAGACGAAGAUGAAGAGACGCCGUUUGAGAAAGCCCGUGACAAGCACCUCGACAGUAUCUUGCAAGUCUUCAAAGAAACUUUGACAAUUUGA